Linum tenue is the source of this 3142-nucleotide messenger RNA. The record is from the annotation of a GenBank genome assembly. Lineage: Eukaryota; Viridiplantae; Streptophyta; Magnoliopsida; Malpighiales; Linaceae.
CUUGUCUGGAACCCACCACUCAUCAGAGGUUUGCUCGAUACUUUCCCGAGAAAAUUAAUCGAGGCCGAGAGGAAAAUUGUCUCCGUCUCCGUGGGCCCCGUUUCCCCAUUAUCACUCGUCGCCAGACUGGCGUUUAAGAUACCCACCAGCACAGCAGUCACACACCCCUUUGGAGUGUGCAGUCCGGUUAUUACUGAAAGAACUGUUCUCUCUGGGUUUAAGAGCAACGCUACCAAAAUGCAAAGGCCACCGCCGGAGGAUUUUCUCCUCAAGGAGACCAACCCACAUUUGGGAGGUGGGAAGAUCACGGGCGACAAGCUCACAAGCACCUAUGACCUCGUCGAGCAGAUGCAGUAUCUUUACGUCCGGGUUGUCAAGGCGAGGGACUUGCCUGGGAAAGAUGUCACUGGCAGCUGUGAUCCUUAUGUGGAGGUCAGGCUGGGAAACUACAAGGGUACUACUCGCCAUUUCGAGAAGAAGUCCAACCCCGAGUGGACCCAGGUCUUUGCAUUCUCCAAAGAUCGGAUUCAGGCCUCGGUUCUGGAGGUUACCGUCAAGGAUAAGGACUUUGUGAAGGACGAUUUCAUUGGGCGGGUUCUGUUCGAUUUGAAUGAGGUCCCCAAACGUGUCCCUCCUGAUAGUCCAUUGGCGCCUCAGUGGUACAGGUUGGAAGACCGGAAGAGUGAUAAAGUAAGAGGGGAGCUGAUGUUGGCGGUUUGGAUGGGGACUCAGGCUGACGAAGCCUUUCCUGAAGCGUGGCAUUCUGAUGCUGCAACCGUGAGUGGCAUGGAUGCUCUUGCUAACAUUCGAUCCAAGGUUUAUCUCUCUCCAAAGCUGUGGUAUUUGAGGGUAAAUGUGAUUGAAGCUCAGGACUUGAUCCCGACUGACAAAAAUCGUUAUCCAGAAGUGUUUGUAAAGGCUAGGUUGGGGAAUCAAACUCUAAGAACGAGGAUCUCUCCUAGUCGAACGAUUAACCCUAUGUGGAAUGAAGACCUUAUGUUUGUAGCUGCGGAACCAUUCGAGGAGCCUUUGAUUUUGAGCGUGGAAGAUAGAGUUGCUCCGAACAAAGAUGAUGAGUUGGGGAGAUGUGCAAUUCCUUUGCAGUAUAUGGACAAAAGGUACGACCACAAACCAGUCAACACCAGGUGGUUUAAUCUCGAGAAACAUAUUGUUGUGGAAGGUGAAAAGAAGAAGGAAACCAAAUUCUCUAGUAGGAUUCACAUGAGGGUCUGUUUGGAAGGGGGAUAUCAUGUUCUUGAUGAGUCUACACACUACAGUAGCGAUCUUCGCCCCACUGCUAAACCACUGUGGAAAUCAAGCAUUGGGGUACUAGAGCUCGGUAUACUAAAUGCUACUGGACUCAUGCCUAUGAAGACUAAAGAUGGCCGUGGAACAACUGAUGCUUACUGUGUUGCUAAGUACGGUCAGAAGUGGAUUCGCACAAGAACCAUCAUUGACAGUUUCGGGCCCAAAUGGAAUGAGCAAUACACUUGGGAGGUUUUUGAUCCUUGUACUGUUGUCACAGUUGGGGUCUUUGAUAACUGUCAUCUCCAUGGAGGUGGAGAUAAAAAUGGUGGAGGGGCAAGGGAUGCUAGAAUUGGCAAGGUUAGGAUUCGCCUGUCCACUCUUGAAACUGAUCGUGUUUACACACAUUCCUAUCCGCUUCUAGUAUUGCAUCCUAAUGGGGUAAAGAAAAUGGGGGAGAUUCACUUGGCAGUCCGUUUCACAUGCUCUUCUUUGCUCAACAUGAUGCACAUGUACUCGCAACCUCUGCUGCCAAAGAUGCAUUAUAUUCACCCUCUAACAGUUAGCCAGCUGGACAGCUUGAGACAUCAAGCUACUCAGAUUGUUUCCAUGAGGCUCAGUCGGGCAGAGCCGCCUUUGAGAAAGGAAGUCGUUGAGUACAUGCUGGAUGUUGGGUCCCACAUGUGGAGUAUGAGAAGGAGCAAAGCUAACUUCUUUAGAAUCAUGGGUGUUCUCGGUGGGUUGAUUGCUGUGGGAAAAUGGUUUGACCAAAUCUGCAAUUGGAAGAAUCCAAUCACCACAGUGCUGAUUCACAUCCUUUUUGUCAUCCUAGUCCUGUACCCGGAGCUCAUCUUGCCCACGAUCUUCUUGUAUCUCUUCCUGAUUGGUGUGUGGUACUACAGAUGGAGGCCGAGGCAUCCACCUCACAUGGACACUCGUCUGUCUCAUGCUGAGUCUGCACAUCCCGAUGAGCUGGAUGAGGAGUUUGAUACUUUCCCUACCUCUCGGCCUUCUGAUAUCGUGCGGAUGAGGUACGAUCGUUUGAGGAGCAUUGCUGGAAGGAUUCAGACUGUGGUGGGUGAUUUGGCUACUCAGGGGGAGAGGCUGCAGUCGUUGCUGAGCUGGAGGGACCCGAGAGCUACUGCUCUGUUUGUGAUCUUCUGUCUGAUUGCGGCCAUUGUUCUGUAUGUUACUCCAUUCCAAGUGGUGGCACUUCUUGCAGGGCUGUAUGUGCUGAGGCACCCCAGGUUUCGUCAUAAGCUCCCUUCCGUUCCUCUCAACUUCUUCCGCCGGCUGCCUGCUAGAACAGACUGCAUGCUGUGAUGAAUGGAAGAAUGGAUGGAGCUUUUGCUGGUGAUGGAUCAACCUUCCUCUUGAAGGUUUCCCGGGUUCUUUUGAAGUGGGGUAUUUCAUGUUCUCCCAUCUUGUGGUUAAGUUAAUGGUGGUUUGUAAGUUUGGUAGGGAUGUGAUUUGCAACUCUUUCGAGACUGUUCUGCUGGACCGUUUUCUUUUGUGUCGCUAGUCUUUAGUUAGUAGAUAUUUUUUUUAUGAAAUGGGGAUGCGUUCUUCUAUCCUGCACCAAAUGUGCUUCUUUCUUUCUUUCUUUCUUGGCAUGCCUGCCUGUGUCGUGCUCCUGUCGCUUUGCAGGUUUAUUAUUCCUUUCUGAUCAUUCCUGGCAUCAACUUGGCGUCCUUCUGAAAUCGCAUACCGUGGAGAGAAUAGAUCCGUCAUUGUUUUUUGUUUAUAGUUAUACACUGUCGGAUUAUAUGGCAAGUUGUUGUCCCGUCUCAUGUCUGUCUAGCUGGUUUGCAUCAAAUGUGUUGUGGCCGUGGGUUAUCUAUAUUUGUCGUAUUUGUAAAACCAUAAUAGUUUAUAGAUGGUUCAAAUCAAUCGAGAA